UCGAGCAAAACGCUUCACAACGCAGCUGUCAAACAUGGUUGUUUACAAAAUCACUUGAGCUUGUGUUUUAGUAAAAAGUACUCAUAUACUGACGGAAAGUGGUAAAGCAGGUGCGAGAAAGGGUAAACAGAAGCUUCCGGCUUCUACAGCAGCUACGGGUUUGGUGUGGGAGUGUGAUAAAACUCCAGGAUUCCCAAACAACUCCGUAGCUCAGCUGCUACACUGGUUCAUCAUUUCAUCUUCAACAAUGGGCGAAAUCAACGGCGAGGGAGAAAUCGAAGUGCUGGAAAAUGACAUACGCACGUUGCGAAAGCAGUUGCAGGAGAAGGUUCAGCAACUGAAGACCUUGAAAAAGCAUUUUCAGAAAAAUUGUAUUACCAAGCUGAACAACGAUGAAAUUGCACGGUACAGCCGUCAGAUUAUCCUGUCCGAGAUCGGUGUGCAGGGCCAGUUGAAACUGAAAAAAGCGGCGGUGUUGGUGGUUGGCGCUGGAGGGCUGGGAUGUCCCGCUGCCCUCUAUCUGGCCGGAGCCGGCAUCGGACGCAUCGGUGUGCUGGAUUACGACGAGGUGGAACUGACGAACCUUCAUCGUCAGCUGCUGCACACGGAGGCCACGGUCGGUUUGACCAAGGUUACCUCGGUUCAGUCGUACCUGGAGCAGCUGAACUCGCAAAUCGAAAUUCAAACCCACCACACGCAGCUGACGAGCGAUAAUGCGAUGACCAUUCUCGACCAGUACGAUGUGGUCGUCGACGCAACGGACAAUGUGGCCACCCGCUAUCUGCUGAACGAUGCGUGCGUAAUGCUGCACAAGCCGCUCGUGUCGGGAAGCGCCCUGCAGCUCGAAGGCCAGCUAACCGUGUACAACUACCGAGGUGGACCUUGCUACCGGUGCCUGUUCCCUACGCCUCCACCCCCGGAAUCGGUUACAAACUGUGGCGAUGGAGGUGUGCUGGGCGCCAUAACCGGUGUGAUCGGUGCACUGCAAGCGCUGGAAACGAUCAAAAUCAUCCUGUCGAACGAGGGCGUGCUAAGCGGCCGGUUGCUACUGUUCGACGGUCAGCAGAGUGCGUUCCGCAAUUUGAAACUGCGCCCGAAAAAGCCGACCUGUGCCGUGUGCUCGGAAACGCCCACCCUUACGAGGCUUAUCGAUUACGAACAGUUCUGUCAGAUGAAGGCGACCGACAAGGACACGGCACUGGCGGUGCUGGAACCGUGCGAACGGAUGUCGGUGCGCGAGUACCACGACGAUUGGCUUGCGGCCGGUCGGGACCAUUUGCUGGUGGACGUACGCGGGGCCAACCAGUUCGACAUGUGUCAACUGCCCGGUGCACCGGUUAAUAUUCCCAUCGAGGACAUCCUAAGCAACCGGCGAACGGAAGAGAUUCUCGCACGCGUGCAACAAACCGCGCUACCGGUAUACGUAGUUUGUCGCCGUGGUAACGAUUCGCAGCUAGCCGUGCGACAUCUCUCACCACUGUUCCGGGAUCGAAAUCUUCCAGCACCGCGGGACCUGAUCGGUGGGCUGCACGCCUGGACAAAAACGAUCGAUCCCGAUUUCCCCAUCUAUUGAGGGGGAGGUUUUUGGUUUUUUUUUCUAUUCGUUUUUUCUCACUUUCUUUGUUACACCGUUUUACUUUAGCACGACAAUAAAAUCAUACCAACUAUACGUUGCCUAGCGACGGUACAAUUA
This is a messenger RNA of Anopheles stephensi (Asian malaria mosquito), 1693 nucleotides long. It is a transcript of the gene Uba4, whose product is annotated as adenylyltransferase and sulfurtransferase MOCS3. The transcript is spliced from 3 exons. Gene Ontology annotation, cellular component: cytoplasm; cytosol. The record is from RefSeq and is a predicted model, not a curated record. Lineage: Eukaryota; Metazoa; Arthropoda; Insecta; Diptera; Culicidae. Bases 248 to 1573 code for a protein of 441 amino acids. Gene Ontology annotation, biological process: tRNA wobble position uridine thiolation; protein urmylation. Gene Ontology annotation, molecular function: adenylyltransferase activity; thiosulfate-cyanide sulfurtransferase activity; URM1 activating enzyme activity.